Molecule: messenger RNA, 2715 nt
Organism: Marchantia polymorpha subsp. ruderalis
Lineage: Eukaryota; Viridiplantae; Streptophyta; Marchantiopsida; Marchantiales; Marchantiaceae
Source: the annotation of a GenBank genome assembly
CACGAGGCUCCCUCCCUAUUGAGUAUCAUCCCUUUAACGAUGGACUCAGUACUUGGUGACUGCCGCCUCCGACUACCGAGUGACUUGACGAUGCCAGGACAACGUACGUGGCUGCGUUCUCCCGGAGGCUACCACGUCCAGUCGGUAGGUCCGGAAGUCGGGAACUCCACCGCUCCUCCCGGUUCUCGGUCAGGCGUGACCGGCAGCGGAAAGGGGACCUAAAGCGGUGGAAAAGCAGAAUGCCGGGUGGGGGGGUGGAGGUGGGGGGGUACUAGGGAAUGAUUCUGGCGAUUUGGGUGAUUCGAGUUUGGAGUCGGGAGGUCGGGAGGUGCGAGGGGUGCACAACGACCACCGCUCCCCGCGAUUCGUUCUUCCGUCCUGGAGGCGCACCUUUGCUUUCUCGUCGCCAUGGAGGACGUUACGCGAUUCACUGUCGUCGAGGCGACCACGCCCGAGUUGGAGUCCACUUCCUGCAACCCACACGUCACGACACAUCACGAAAUGAUGGUCACGAGAUCUCCACAGUCUCUCUGCUCUCUCGCCUCCCUCCCUCUCUGCCUGCCUCUCUUCCGAUCGACUCACAUCGAGCCCGUCCAGACUCCAGGACAGCGAUCCGAAACUCGCUCGGGCAAGGAAUUCAUCUGACCAAUGCCCCUGCGAGGUCCACAGAAUCACAAUGGAUGAUCCCCAACAUGAUUCUGAACCGGGGCUGUGGCCGACGUCCACAAUUGCUCUCACGUCAUGAUGGUGAAGAAAGAGCUGAGCUUUGCAUUCCACUUGUCCUUGUCGUUUGUUUGGCAAGGCUGCAGUGGAGCAGCAUUAUCUCUCGCACACCCAAAUGACUGGCCAGUGUCGACUGCAUCUGGACUCGCGAGCCACCGUAUUAUCUGGAUUCUGGCUGUAGCAGCUGUAAUUUACUCUUGCCUGACCUGACUCACUCCCUUGUUGCUCUUGCUCGGGCUUCUCUGCCCAGGGCUCGACGAAACCAACGGCAUGGGCACAAUCUGAACCACCUAGAUCUACACUUUUCCGUGCUUGAUUUACUUCCUGUGGUUGCAAACCUGAAUGUGGACCAGCUGCAGGGCGAAAGGAUAAAGGAUUGCUCUCGAAAAGAGAAGUUCUUCCGAUUUUGUAGAUUUCCCUGUACGGCUUGAUGUUUGGGGGCCUGCUUACCAACAUUUGUGCUAUUUUACUUUGGGCCCCCCGUCUACUAACACUUGCUGCAUGUUUGAGUGUCCAAGCUUUCUCUUCUCCUCUCUUUCUUCUCUGUCGGACCCGACAGCACCUCGAACUUUGGCUUUUGGUAAAUGGGCUUUUGGAUAACACGGACAACAACUUCAACCAAUUUUACUGUACUCGACAAAUUGUCAUGCGAUCUCUUCUUCGAUCCAGGAAAGUGUGAGAAAAGAGUCUCGAAUCUUUCGCAUAUGCGCAAGGAAGGUCAUAAAAUAUCCCUCGAGCUCCUUUUCGCCUUUCGUCCGACUUCGAGUAUCAUGAUUUCGUUUCACAUGGUCGAGCCUGAUCUCCAGCCUUGGCUAGCACAGAUCGCCUGGACAAUAAGUAGACUCUCGGGUCACGCACGCAGACAACUUGUGACUCCAAAAGGGCGCAUAUGAUGAUUUGGAGUAUAUGUGUGGACUCAACUGUCCAUGACAGAAGGCCCGGAGGCGGAGAGUGCUGAACUCAUGAAUCUGAAAUGAGUGCUGCACAUCUACGAGCAUUUGUCAAACCAGUCAUCUUCAUCCAGAUCUGAGACCACUGUCUUGCAGGAACGACCGGCAGGGCUGGCAGAGAGAUGGAGGGAUGGAUGGAAUGCAUGAGCUUCAGAAGCCGAGAUUGCCAUGUUCGCUUCGGACGGCGGGAUAGACUUCGAGCUCGAGUCCACGGCUCAGAUUCGCUCUCUGUAGCUACGAAUACAUGUCUGCGUAGCUACGUUGCCAUGACGAGGAGACGAGGACUCGGGGCAGGAGUUUGAAUCACGUGCAAUGAUGCAAUCUCCUCGCACAUGAAGAAAAGCCAUUCAUGAUGCUGACUCGUGCGAAGCAGGAAAGUGGAAAGCGGAGCGAGGGUGGCGAUCUUUCGUUGCAGAAUCCAGAUUUUUUCCAAUUAAUGACGACGGACGAUUUCGGUUACUUUCAAUUCGGACAGAAGGACGAGCUGGAAUCAGCAGCGAAAUCCUGCGGCAUAUGCUUGGCACCGUCGAAUCAGUUCUUCAAAUGGGGUCAAACGCCCCGCCCAUCCCACGCCAUUGUCUUUUAUUGGAUGGAAGUUCAUGGAACCCAGUCAGAAAUAUCGUGCGGCUCGAGUGUCGUCCAGAGCACCUUACGAGACCAGAACCUUCGAUUAUUAACAGGAAAUGCAGCCCCACCGCCUCGUAGGAUGAGAAUAUUCCAGAUCGAAAAGAAUUGCAAGUGCCAUGUACGACGUUGACGCAAGCUUCCGUGAGCGACAGCCAUGUCUCGCUGCUUGCUCGCUUCCUGCUGUACAGCAUGUCCAUGUUGCAGAUCCAGAGAUUUACUGGACCGAGGCAUGCUCGUCUCGCAUGCAAAUAGGAACAUCUGAAACUGGAAUUCGUGAACUUUCUAUUCAUGAACUUUGUUUCACUGAGGCAGCCAAGACUUCAAAUUCAAAUUCGUAUUGUAUUGAUUUUCGUGACCAAUACACAUGAAUUUGAUGUGAUUUGGUAAGGGGAAUCAACAAAUAUAUUUAUAAAGU